Messenger RNA from Urocitellus parryii (Arctic ground squirrel), 2273 nucleotides. The record is from RefSeq and is a predicted model, not a curated record. Lineage: Eukaryota; Metazoa; Chordata; Mammalia; Rodentia; Sciuridae.
GAGCGAGCGCGCUUGCAGCCGCUGGCGCCCCAAGCACCGGCAGCUCCCGCGCCGCGGCGAGACCGGGAGACAGAACGAUCAACCAACCAUCUCAGCAGCAUCACGGAGGAGAACAUGCUUGCCAAUUCAGCCAGCGUGCGUAUUCUCAUCAAGGGAGGCAAGGUGGUGAAUGAUGACUGCACCCAUGAGGCCGAUGUCUACAUUGAGAACGGCAUCAUCCAGCAGGUGGGCCGAGAGCUGAUGAUCCCCGGAGGGGCCAAGGUGAUUGACGCCACUGGGAAACUGGUGAUCCCUGGAGGCAUCGACACCAGCACCCACUUCCACCAGACCUUCAUGAAUGCCACCUGCGUGGAUGACUUCUACCAUGGGACCAAGGCAGCGCUUGUUGGAGGCACCACCAUGAUCAUCGGCCACGUCCUGCCUGACAAGGAGACCUCUCUCGUGGAUGCCUAUGAGAAGUGCCGGGGUCUCGCCGACCCCAAGGUCUGCUGUGACUAUGCCCUCCAUGUGGGGAUCACCUGGUGGGCACCCAAGGUAAAAGCAGAAAUGGAAACCCUGGUGAGAGAGAAAGGCGUCAACUCGUUCCAGAUGUUCAUGACCUACAAGGACUUGUACAUGCUUCGGGACAACGAGCUAUACCAAGUGUUACACGCUUGCAAGGACAUCGGGGCCAUCCCCCGAGUCCAUGCUGAAAAUGGGGAGCUUGUGGCCGAGGGUGCUAAGGAGGCACUAGAUUUGGGUAUCACAGGCCCAGAAGGAAUCGAGAUCAGCCGUCCAGAGGAGCUGGAAGCAGAAGCAACUCACCGAGUCAUCACCAUUGCCAACAGGACUCACUGUCCCAUCUACCUGGUCAAUGUGUCCAGCAUCUCUGCUGGUGACGUUAUUGCAGCUGCUAAGAUGCAAGGGAAGGUGGUGCUGGCUGAGACCACCACCGCACAUGCCACACUGACAGGCUUGCACUACUACCACCAGGACUGGUCCCAUGCGGCCGCCUAUGUCACCGUGCCUCCUUUGAGACUGGACACCAACACCUCCACCUACCUCAUGAGUCUGCUGGCCAAUGACACUCUGAACAUUGUGGCAUCAGAUCACCGGCCAUUCACCACGAAGCAGAAAGCUAUGGGCAAGGAGGACUUCACCAAGAUCCCGCACGGGGUGAGCGGUGUGCAGGACCGCAUGAGCGUCAUCUGGGAGAGAGGAGUGGUUGGAGGAAAGAUGGACGAGAACCGUUUYGUGGCUGUUACCAGUUCCAACGCGGCUAAGAUUCUCAACCUGUAUCCCCGCAAGGGCCGCAUCAUCCCGGGAGCUGAUGCCGACGUGGUGGUGUGGGACCCGGAAGCCACAAAGACCAUCUCCGCCAGCACCCAGGUUCAAGGAGGGGACUUCAACCUGUAUGAGAACAUGCGCUGCCAUGGCGUGCCGCUGGUCACCAUUAGCCGGGGGCGUGUUGUGUAUGAGAACGGUGUCUUCAUGUGUGCCGAGGGCACCGGCAAGUUCUGUCCCCUACGGUCCUUCCCAGACACUGUCUACAAGAAACUGGUCCAGAGAGAGAAGACCUUAAAGGUGAGGGGAGUGGACCGCACUCCCUACCUGGGGGACGUCGCUGUCGUUGUGCAUCCUGGGAAAAAAGAGAUGGGCACGCCGCUGGCAGACACGCCCACGCGGCCGGUCACCCGGCACGGGGGCAUGCGGGACCUUCACGAAUCCAGCUUCAGCCUCUCUGGUUCUCAGAUUGAUGACCACGUUCCAAAGCGAGCCUCAGCUCGGAUCCUCGCGCCCCCUGGAGGCAGGUCGAGCGGCAUUUGGUAAAGGCCCUGACCGGCCCCCCAAGUGAGGAUGCGCCACUGCCACCCACCUGCACACCUUCCGGCCACAGCUACAGGGGGCCGUAGAGGCUGGGCUGGCAGCACCACCUGCGGGGGGGGCCCCCCCAGACCGGGGAGCCUCCCCACAUCUGAACGUGAUUCACUGGGCUUCGAGCCACCCUAACAGGCACUUUGAGCUGUCCCUCCUGCUGUGCUCCCUUCCUGCGGCAGGGGCUUCUCCGGGCCCCAGAAGCCCACACUAUGCACGGAGGGGAGCAAUGCAUAGCCCUGGCCCAGCCCCUCCUCCCACCACUGCCACCUCUGCUGGCUCUGGGAAGGCCCAGACUCUAGUGCCCUGCCCCUGGCCACCCCACCAGGUGUCCAGAGCACUUUAGCAAAUGUGUUUUAUAAGUAAUGGCCUCCCUCCCCCACCCCCUUAGGCCCCUUGGUGACAUUUCCCAAGUCAGA